AAGUGGAAGUCACUGCCGGACCAUGGCUGAUUUUGGAGAAAUCUUGCGUAAUAUAGGAGAGUUUGGAUUGUUUCAAAAAACCAUCCUGUUUGCUCUUUGCUUUCCAAACCUUAUCUUGCCUUUUCACUUUGCGAGUGUUAUUUUCACCCAGUCUGAUCCGGAGCGACACUGUAACACAGACUGGAUCCUCGGAGUUGCUCCUAACCUAACCAGAGAGGAGCAGCUGAACCUCACUCUGCCCAGGGAGGAGGAUGGCAGCUUCAGCCGGUGUCAGAUGUUCGUCCCUGUGGACUGGGACAUCAAUGCCAUCAGGGAGGAUGGUCUCAAUGAGACAACAGGGUGCAGGAAUGGAUGGGUUUACGGCAACAUGCUAUAUGAGUCCACAAUAGUCACUGAUUUUGAUCUAGUUUGUGAUAAGGCUCAUUUGUUGGGAGUUGCACAGACAGUGCUGAUGGCUGGCAUCCUCGCUGGAUGUCUCUUACUGGGACCUUUCGCUGAAUCGUUUGGCCGAAGGCGCGCUGCUCAGAUCCCUAUAGUCCUGAUGGUUGUAUUCACUAUAACGACUGGAUUAUCUCCAAACUACCCCUUAUAUUUGGCAUCCCAGUUCGUGGUGGGAAUUGGCUAUGGAGGCUACCGGCUUAACGGCGUCAUCCUAAGCACUGAAUGGAUCGGGGUGUCCAAACGAUCAUGGGGAGCAUGCAUAACUCAACUUUUUGGUGCCAUUGGACAGGCCAUCCUCGGUGGCAUGAUCUACUUCAUCAGAGACUGGAGGCUGGCUCAGCUUGUCACAGCUGCUCCAUUUGUCUUGGUUGCCAUUUACAUAUGGUUUAUUCCAGAGUCGGCAAGAUGGUUGUUGGACCAAGGACGGACAGAUGAGGCCAAAGAGCUGAUUGUCAAGGUGGCGGCUAUUAACAAACGCAAAGUUUCAGACUCAUUGCUGGAGAAGAUUGUUAUCAAAGAGCCUGAGCAAAAGAGAGGCAUACUUUGUCUUUUCCAAUCCCCUGUUCUUAGGAAGUAUUUUCUUACUAUAAUCAUGGCAUGGUUUUCGCUAAAUGUUACCUACUUCUGCCUUUCUUUGAAUGUGGGGAACUUUGGGCUGGAUAUUUUCUUGACCCAAGCCUUAUUUGGUCUCUCUGAAGUACCUGCUCACAUCAUCUGCAUUUGGCUUCUGGAGGCAGUGGGAAGGAAGGUGUCAGUCAUGUCAACACUUCUGAUCGGAGGAUUUCUGUGCCUAUUGAUCCUCGCCGUUCCUCAAAGUAGUGCCAUUGCUGUCACUGCAUUAGCAAUUGGAGGACGGAUUUUGACCAACUGGGCAGGAUCUAUAUGCAAUCUGUAUGUUCAAGAGCUGUUUCCAACAUCUUUUAGACAAACAGCCUCUGGUUUGGGCUCCAUUGCCAGUCGAGUUGGGGGAUUACUUUCCCCACCUCUCAACAUGUUGUCCGUGUACCACUGGUCCAUCCCUAUCGUCAUCUACAGCAGCCUUCCCAUCCUCAGUGGAGCCCUCUGCUUCCUGCUUCCUGAGACCAGAAGAACAGAGCUUCCUGAUUCCACCCAAGAAGCUGAAGGCAAAUGGAAAAAGAUGCAGCUAAAUCAUCAACAUGACUUGGAGGAAGCCUCACAAGUUAAAUCAACCAAACUGUAGUCCAUAUAGGUUCAUAAUGACAGAGGGCUAGUAUAAAUUUCAAUGUAUAAUUAUGAUAAUCAGUGGAAAAACAUAUUUUUUUCACUUUUAGUUGUCUAACCUUCUGACAACUGAAUUACUCUAAAUAUUUGCGAGAUUAUGUUUACUGACAAUAGGUGCUCAAAAGUUAAAUAAAGUAACCUUGUCUCCAGCUAUUGAUGUUUUUCUCCAAAUGGUUAAAACAUAAACCAGUUACAAUCUAAUCUAC
Messenger RNA from Cyprinodon variegatus (sheepshead minnow), 1889 nucleotides. RefSeq names its product solute carrier family 22 member 13-like (gene slc22a13a). The transcript has 10 exons. Gene Ontology annotation, biological process: transmembrane transport. The record is from RefSeq and is a predicted model, not a curated record. Gene Ontology annotation, molecular function: transmembrane transporter activity. Lineage: Eukaryota; Metazoa; Chordata; Actinopteri; Cyprinodontiformes; Cyprinodontidae. The coding region runs from base 23 to 1642 and encodes 539 amino acids. Gene Ontology annotation, cellular component: membrane.